Molecule: messenger RNA, 447 nt
Organism: Pecten maximus
Lineage: Eukaryota; Metazoa; Mollusca; Bivalvia; Pectinida; Pectinidae
Exons: 2
Coding region: 1-447 (148 amino acids)
Source: RefSeq, a predicted model, not a curated record
AUGUGUCUCCCGUUCCUUCCAUCAGAACAGAUUGUGGAGACUGUCAUGAGGCUGGAUGACCGCGUCACAUCACCGGCAUUAGCAUCCCUGAUGGACUAUAUCGACAGAACAUGGAUUCGAAGCAGAACUUUCCCCGUCAGCUCGUCGUCCAUUUUCAUGUCGCCUAUUAGAACCAACAACGACGUAGAAGGGUGGCACAACCGGUUGAAUUCCCGAGUCAACAUCAGGGGUCCCGUUCCAUUUUAUCUGUUGUUGCAGGAGCUCUUCAGGGAAGCCACCGCGAUCCCCCUUCAAUCAAAGAUGGUUUGCGAGAACAAGCUCGCAAGAUACCAGCGGAAGAAAACACGGGACAUUCAGAGGGAAGUGUUUCGAUUGUGGGGACAGUAUACAGAUGGUGAGGUUUCAACCUCCCAGCUGAUGCGGAGGAUAGGACGUUUGUUACAUUGA